Geodia barretti is the source of this 2441-nucleotide messenger RNA. NCBI's taxonomy places the organism in Eukaryota, Metazoa, Porifera, Demospongiae, Tetractinellida, Geodiidae. The record is from the annotation of a GenBank genome assembly.
GAAAAUCGGCUGACUUUGAAAUAUCGAACAGAAGCUCCCUGUACGGUAUGUUUGCAGCGACAACUCUCCCUCUCCCCAAAACUAAACUUAGAGCCCCCUCUAUUGCAAGCUCCAACCCCGCCAGCAACCGCUCUCCACAGUCCGUGUCUCUCUACGGGAGUUCAGGCUGUGCGCGCGGCCUCAUGAACGAGAGGAAACACAGCCGUACGCUCUCAGGAGCCUCCAAAACCAAAGACGACCCCGCAGUAGCUACGCCUGGGGAGUUUGUUCGUCGCUAUGGAGGCAAGAGAGUGAUAGAGAAGGUCCUGAUAGCCAACAAUGGGAUUGGGGCAGUCAAAUUCAUUCGCUCAGUUCGGAGAUGGAGCUACGAAAUGUUCAACAACGAGAGGGCGAUCACGUUCCACGCCAUGGUAACCCCUGAAGACCUCAAGGCUAAUGCAGAGUACAUCCAUCUAGCAGACAAUUUCAUCUUGGUCCCUGGAGGGACUAACAACCAUAACUAUGCCAAUGUCGACCUCAUUCUAGACCUAGCCAAGAGAAUACCUGUACAGGCGGUGUGGGCGGGGUGGGGUCACGCCUCAGAGAACCCGAAGCUGCCCGACAUUCUCCACAAAGCCAACAUCGCAUUCCUCGGGCCGCCAGCCUCUGCCAUGUGGGCCCUCGGAGACAAGAUUGCCUCCUCCAUCGUGGCCCAGACCGCCUCCGUACCCACCCUCCCCUGGAGUGGACCAGGUCUGAAACUGGACCAGUGUCCCUCUGACGUCAAGCGAGGGAGGAUGGCCCACAUUCCAGACCAGCUAUACAGUGAGGGGGGUGUGUCUGAUGCCAGACAUGGAAUGGAGGUGGCAGAAUGGAUCGGGUACCCAGUCAUGAUCAAGGCCUCGGCAGGAGGUGGCGGGAAGGGAUACGCAAGGUCCGUAACUCUGAGGAAUUCCCGUCUCUGUUUGAGUCUGCCGUUAGGUUUCUUCUCUACACAUAGCUAUAAAGAGAUGUACUGUUUGUAUUCAGACUAGUUGACUCCACUUAACAACCAUGCAGUCCAACUGAAUAAUGAGCUAAUAGCAGUAAAAUGAAAGCAUAUUUGGCAGACAUCCUAAUAUCCAAAACCAUUAAGUAGUCACUGUAGGCCCAAGUGAGGAAAGAGUGAAACAAGGUGAGAAGAUAAGACAGAACAGCAGAAACUAGACAUGCAGGCUGGGACAACAUAGCAGAAGUGACUAAACAAGCCUAUACCUUUGAAGUUGGACUACAAAGAGUAGCAUUUCCCUUGAGCUAGACUCUGCCGUUUGGCAGAGUGUUUACUGCUGUUAAAAUAGUUGUCAACUCUCUGGAAUACUGACAAGAUGGACAGGACUUUUCUGCUUGUCUUGUGUCUAGUGACACUGUCUAAUGUACAGCUGGGACAGUCUCAAUGUGAUGUUGUAAGGAUUGCUGCAGCUGUGCAUGAAGUUGUAGGACCAGCUUUGGAGACUAUUGAGAAAGACAUGAAGAAUGUGAAGUCUGACAUGGCAAGCCUCAGCCAACAGGUUGAGAAACUUGAAACCAGAUUGGGUUCUCUGAAUGAAUCAAUGAGAGAUGAUUUCAGUGGUGUUGAGAGAGGGUUAAACAGCACAGCCAACAUGAUAUGUGACAAGAUCAAAGAUCUUCCUGUUUACACAUGUGGAGGUACAGGAGGUUGGAGACGUGCAGUCUACCUGGAUAUGACAGACCCCAACACCAACUGUCCCUCUGGCUGGCAGCUCACUGGAUACUCCAAGACAACUUGUGGCAGAGUUAGUACUGGAUACGAUACUUGUGACUCAGUCUUCUUCCCUGUCAGUGGAGGACCAUACAGUCAGGUGUGUGGCAGGAUCAGAGCCUACCAGUAUGGAGUACCUGAAGCCUUUUAUGGGUAUAACAAUGGUGGACUAAAUACAACUGACAGUGCCUACGUCAGUGGUGUGGCUGUAAUGCAUGGCAGUCCUCGACAACACAUCUGGACAUUUGCUAGUGGAGCAGUGGAGAAUUAUACAACACCAGCAACCUUUAACUGUCCAUGUGAAAUCGGCAAUAAUGUUGCAUCCAUCCCACCAUUUGUUGGAGAAGAUUACUUCUGUGAGUCAGGGUAUGUGUAUCCUGGGUAUGACAACAACACAGACUGGUAUAGACUCCACUCCAAUGACACUCUCUGGGAUGGUGAAGACUGUCACUCCACCAGUACAUGUUGCUCUUUCCACAAUCCUCCAUAUUUCACCAAAACCCUCAACCAGACAACUACUGAUGACCUUGAGCUGAGAAUGUGUUUAUGGAAUGACAAUGACAACAUAGCAGUGGAACUGGUUGAGUUGUAUGUAAAGUAGUUAAAAAGCUGCUACUGACUGAAAAACAAAUAUUUUAGUUACCUUCAGACUCUGUGUUUUGUGUACAUGUCUUUUACUAGCUAGCAUAGCAGUAGAGAGAAA